This is a messenger RNA of Mastomys coucha (southern multimammate mouse), 666 nucleotides long. It is a transcript of the gene Prcd, whose product is annotated as photoreceptor disc component. Gene Ontology annotation, molecular function: opsin binding. The record is from RefSeq and is a predicted model, not a curated record. Bases 89 to 250 code for a protein of 53 amino acids. The transcript has 4 exons. NCBI's taxonomy places the organism in Eukaryota, Metazoa, Chordata, Mammalia, Rodentia, Muridae. Gene Ontology annotation, cellular component: photoreceptor outer segment membrane.
CCAUUGGGGCCCGCUGGCCAUUGGGGCCCCCUGGCCUGUGGCCUUCUUCGGCAGAGUUGGUCGUCGGUGGGGAUGGGGCAGCUGAGCCAUGUGCACCACCCUCUUCCUGCUCAGCUUGGCCAUGCUGUGGCGCCGUAGAUUUACCAACCGAGUGGAACCAGAGCCCAGCAGAGUGGACGGGACAGUCGUGGGCAGUGGCUCGGACACAGACCUUCAAUCUACCAGCAGGGAGAAAGGACCUGUGAAGUAGGCCUUCACUUCUUCAGACUGGCUCGACUCUGGGGACUGUGACCUAUCAGCCUUGACAGCCCAUCCUCAGAGGGAUUUGGCUCUUGUCCUGAAGGGAGCCUCACAGAUUGCAGACGGCUGUGGCAAGCCCAAGCAUCACGUCUCUACAAUGUCCCAGAGCCAGAAGAGAGGCUGUUGUUUUUAAAGGCAAGAAGAAUUCCCCAAACUUGGCCAGAAUUGUAUUGUAGACAAGAUGGAGGGAGAACAGUUUCCAGGCCGGCCACCAACAUGCCUGCAUCCAGACGUACUUCCCGUGGAGCCACUGAUGCGGAUGCUUCGAGUGGAAGCAGCCAGUGUCAUGGAGGUAUCACCAACCCUCCUUCACAAUCUUAUUAAUAAAACCCAAGAUUCCCUUUGCAAUUAAGAAGGGUACAUGAA